This is a messenger RNA of Penicillium macrosclerotiorum, 1434 nucleotides long. RefSeq lists its product as uncharacterized. The transcript is spliced from 12 exons. The record is from RefSeq and is a predicted model, not a curated record. The coding region runs from base 1 to 1434 and encodes 477 amino acids. Gene Ontology annotation, biological process: L-valine biosynthetic process. Lineage: Eukaryota; Fungi; Ascomycota; Eurotiomycetes; Eurotiales; Aspergillaceae. Gene Ontology annotation, molecular function: acetolactate synthase activity; thiamine pyrophosphate binding; flavin adenine dinucleotide binding. Gene Ontology annotation, cellular component: acetolactate synthase complex; mitochondrion.
AUGGCAGAACCUAGGAACAACAAACGAGCUCGCUAUGAUGACGAUGUGGUGACGGGAGACAACAGCUCGGCCACUGCUGCCGAGGGCUUUUUUGAAGCUCUCUCAGAGGCUGGGGUUACUCAUUGUUUUGUCAAUUUGGGGAGCGACCAUCCCGCCAUGCUGGAGGCAAUGAUCAAAGCGAAGCAAGGCCAGUCCCAAAAAUUCCCAAGAAUUAUCACCUGCCCUUCUGAGCUAGUUGCUCUGUCUGCCGCCCUGGGGUAUUCCGGGGAGAUAAAAACAGGCCACAAUAUAAAGGAGAUGGUAAACCGCGCACUGCAAUUCACCAUUUCUGAUCCGAAAGGGCCAGCUUACCUCAUGGCUGCACGAGAAGUUCUAGAAGAGAAAGUGGACAGAAAAUGGCUGGAGGAGGAGAUGCUUAGUCCUAUUGUGCCAAGUGCCCUACCUGAGCCUGAGGUUGAAUUGAUUGCAACAACACUUAUCAACGCCAAACGGCCACUGAUUAUUACCGGGUACCUGGGCCGAAAUAUUAAUGCGCCCCCUCUUUUGGAAGAACUCUGCAACAAGCUUCCCAUCAAAGUGGUUGAAAUGAUUGGAUCAGAUGUCUGCCUCCGAAGUGACCAUGAAGCCUACUUAGGUGUCACUGUCACGACCCAUCCGGCGGUCAUGGAAGCCGAUGUCAUUUUGAUCUUAGACUGUGACGUGCCUUGGAUCCCAACCGCAGGAAAACCUAAGAAAGAUCGACAGCAUCUCAAUGUAGCCGACUAUGCCUCUGGAUUUGAAAAGCGUGCAGCUCGUUAUUCAAGCUGGCGAGCGGAUCUUCAAAGUUCCCAAUUCCCUGCAGAUGAUGGCAGCAUAAGUGUGCCUUACCUUACGUCUCGAAUUAGAGAACACGUCCCACAAGAUACUAUUUUUGUUAUGGAGGCUGUGACUAAUGCAGGGCUAUUGAUACACAACCUGAAUCUAGUCAAGCCUGGAAGUUUAGUUGGCAGCGGUGCCGGGGGCCUGGGCUGGGGUGGAGGUGCAACAAUGGGCGUCAAAAUGGCUAAACCUAAUGCUUUUGUUUGUGGAAUUGUCGGGGAUGGCACAUAUCUCUUUUCUCAAAUGGAGAGCGUGUAUUGGAUAGCCAGACGCUAUGAGGUCCCAUUCAUGCUCAUUGUUCUAAAUAAUAGCGGAUGGAAUGCGCCAAAAGUGUCGGCUUUGUUGGUUCAUAAGGAUGGAUUAUCAUCCAAGUCUAAUCGGAAAGAUCUGAACCUGUCUUUUGAACCUUCUCCGGACUACCCUGGGAUUGCUGCUGCGGCUGGUAAUGCAUGGGGUGCAACCGUGAAAGUUCAAAAUGAACUAGAUCAAGCUCUUGUUGAGGGAAUAGCUACUGUUCAGGGUGGAAGAUGCGCGGUCAUUGAAGUUGCCGUUCCCUCUAUGUGGAAAGAAACCUAG